Prorocentrum cordatum is the source of this 831-nucleotide messenger RNA. NCBI's taxonomy places the organism in Eukaryota, Dinophyceae, Prorocentrales, Prorocentraceae. The record is from the annotation of a GenBank genome assembly.
AUGACUUGGGUCGGCCCAGAUCGGCGUGGCAGUGCCACAUGCUGUACAUCACUUUCGGUGUGUGCGGGGACGCGGAGUUCGACAUUCAGAAUCGGCGCGGUUCUCUCUGUGAAAUGGCGAGCCCGGCUGACAAACAACGGCGGGCUCGUUUCGUCCGAUGCCAGCCGUGUGAUUUUCUUUGUGCCCGUACUGAUCCUGGUCGGCGCCGUGACCACUGUGGGACUCCUGCUGCAGGACUCGGAGGCGCACCUCGUCCAGGGGCUGGUGGGGGGCUCGGCCGCGCUGCUGGCACUGUCCGCGGCGGCGAACCUGUUCCACCUGCUCUCCGUGCUCGCCCACGGGAGCCCGAGGAUCGAUCAGGGCCCUGCACACGGCGCACCGGCUGGACGCGGCCUCGGGCGCCGUGCUGGCCGCCGUCGUGUUGGCCUUCGGCCUGGAGGGGCGCCGCGACGUGCCGCCGCAGGGGCGGUCGGUGGCGCCGGCGGAGGAGAGGACCCGGACGAGACCAAGGCGGAGAAGGCCGUGGAGAGCGGGCCCUCUUGGGGCGCGCUGCUGGUGGCCGGGGCCUACGCCCUGGCGCAGACCGCCCUGAGCUGGCAUAAGGAGUCGCCCGCGUUCCAGGACGUGGCGAACGCCUAUCUUGAGCGGCAGGGCACCGAGGGCCCCGCGUGGGACGCGCGCUCGGGGCUGGCGGUGGCCGCGUGGCUCGGCGUCUGGGUGUCCUCCAGGGGCUGGCGGGGCUGCUGGAGGACCGCAGCGACGCCGCCGACCCGCGGCGGGGGCCGGGCCCGCUCGGCGCCGCGCUGGUCCUGCUGGGGCCGCCCGCGCUGA